CUGGAAAUGAAAAAAGCAGGAAAUAAACUUUCCCGCCGUGUUUUUGUUGUCACUUUUGUCCCUCUGACUCAGUUGGUAGCUAAAUAUUUUUGUAGGCAAAAAUGAGGAGAACCAGAAGCUCAAGAAAUAAAAUUCAGAGCACCGCUGAAAACGAAGAAGGUCCCACGAAAACAGUGUGGCAGUGGAAAGGAGAUGAAGGCCAGUGGGAGCCGUACUCCCCCUCAGCCUGUGCCCAGCUGGACUCCGCCGUCUCCUCUGGGCAGACAUCUGUCCGUCUGACUCUGGGCCCAGGGAUCGUGUAUGAAGUAGACCUGAAGAAGAUGGUCCAGAUUAAUCCACAGACGAAGUACAAGAGGAAGAUCCGCUCUCAGAUUGUAAAACUAGAGAGUUUAAAUGGAGCUGAUGACCAGGCUGCACCAGAACAAACGUCAGUUCCAGUCAAAGAGGAAGACGAGGGGGAGACAAAAGAGCCGCCAGCAGCCAAGAGGAGAAGAGGGCGAAGCCAGACACAGAGGAAAACAGAAGAAACGCCCAAAGGAGACGUAAAAAGUGAAGAGGUUGUGAGGACAGUGGUGAUGAAGGGCAAAGCUCCGGUGGACCCUGAAUGCAAAGCCAAACUAGGAAAGGCUCAUGUCUACUGUGAAGGAAAAGAUGUCUAUGAUGUGAUGCUGAACCAGACAAACCUUCAGUUCAACAACAACAAAUACUACCUGAUCCAGCUGUUGGAGGACGACAGCUCCAAGGCUUACAGCGUGUGGCUGAGAUGGGGCCGAGCCGGAAAUGUUCUCAGCGAUGCGUCUGAUAUUUCCACAGUGGGCAAAGUGGGCCAAAGCAGCCUGACAGCCUUUGGAGGGGACCUGCUGAAGGCCCAGGAUUUCUUCACACAAAAGUUUUGGAACAAGACACUGAACGAGUGGGACCGCCGAGACAGUUUUAAGAAAGUGGCUGGAAAGUACGACAUGGUGUUCGUGGAUUACAGCGCCAACGAAAAGGAGGAGAACCAGACCACAGUGGAUGCAGCAACCCCAAAGCACACCUCAAAGCUGGACGUAAAGGUCCAGUCUCUGCUGCAGCUCAUCUGCGACCUGAAGGCCAUGGAGGAGUGUGUGCUGGAGAUGAAGUUUGACACCCGCAAAGCUCCUCUGGGAAAGCUGACCUCAGAGCAGAUCCGAGCGGGCUACGAAGCUCUGAAGACCAUCGAGGAAUGCUUGAAGACGAAGGGCAGCAAUAAGCAGCUGCUGGAAGCGUGCAACCAGUUCUACACCCGCAUCCCACACGACUUCGGGUUGAAAACUCCCCCCAUCAUCCGCACGGAGGAUGAGCUGAAGGAAAAAAUCACUUUGCUGGAGGCUUUAAGUGACAUCCGGAUCGCAGUGAAAAUGGUCCAGUCCAGUGCAGGUGGGGAUGAACAUCCUCUGGACAGACAAUACCGCUCCCUCCAGUGCAAACUCCAGCCCCUUGAUUCCAGCAGUAAUGAAUAUCAGGUGAUAGAGAAGUAUCUGCAGUCCACUCACGCUCCCACUCACCGCGACUACACCAUGGCCGUGCUGGACAUCUUCUCGGUGGACCGAGACGGGGAGAGCAGCAGCUUCCUCUCAGACCUACAGAACAGGACUCUGCUGUGGCACGGCUCCCGUCUCUCCAACUGGGUGGGCAUCCUCAGCAAAGGCCUCAGAGUGGCCCCUCCUGAGGCUCCUUCCACGGGUUACAUGUUCGGAAAAGGCAUCUACUUUGCUGACAUGUCAUCAAAAAGCGCCAACUACUGCUUUGCCACGCAGAGCAGCAGCGUGGGACUGCUGCUGCUGUGCGAGGUGAGUCUGGACUCUGAGCUCCGCCAGGCCCGAAGCCGGCCAGUAGGGGGCGCCCCGAGGCCCCCCGAUGUGCAGACGGCGGGUGUCGCCCUGGGAGACUGCAACGAGCUGCUGGACGCCGACUACGAGGCCGCAAGGCUGCCCGCCGGGAAACACAGCACCAAGGGCCUGGGGCAGAGCGGACCCGACCCCAGGAACUCCGUCACGCUGGACGGUGCGGUGGUGCCGAUGGGGCCCGGGGUGAAAACCGGAAUCGGAAAAGCCGGCGCUUACUCGCUCCUCUACAACGAGUUCAUCGUUUACAAUCCGGCUCAGGUCCGCAUGCGCUACCUGCUGAGGAUCAGGUUCAACUUCUCCUCGCUGUGGUGAGCAGCGCGGGGGGGGGGUCCGGGGGUCCCCUCCGGGCUGGAUUCUGGGGUGAGCUGAACACGCUGCUCUCCUCACUCAGAGCUGAUGCUCCAGCUACGUUUGUUAAAGCUGCCUUUUUCUGAACGAGUAUUUUAAAUGCCUUCUGUACAAGAUGAAUUGGUGAAUUUCUGAAAAUACCUCCUGUAGUGAGGGCUGACCUGAGUAACGGCUGCUAAAGUGAAAAAGCUCUUCAGAAUGGGACCUGCUCAGACCCAUUUUACUUUGACUGACUCUCGACGGACACUUUAAAAGCUGCUGCCUGUUUCUGUCUGAUGGCCGUCGGUAAUGACAGCAGUCAAUAACUGGAUCCUGACUAAUGUCCAGAUUCUGCUGGUUAUGAAGGUGGAAGGGUUCAUGGAAGAAGAAGAUAAAGCUUGAAAUGACCUGUUGUUGGGUUUCUGAAGUCCUCUGGUAUCUCUGUAAUGGAUUUAUGUGUUUCUCCUGUGUAUUGGUGUCACAUUCACGUUUACAGGGGAUAAAAUGACGAUCAGCAGAGAAUUUUGCACUACAUGUAGUUCCCGUUUCUUUGUCACUGUAUCAAUAAAAACUGUAUUUAGCAA
Messenger RNA from Menidia menidia (Atlantic silverside), 2779 nucleotides. NCBI's taxonomy places the organism in Eukaryota, Metazoa, Chordata, Actinopteri, Atheriniformes, Atherinopsidae. The record is from the annotation of a GenBank genome assembly.